UUGACGGAAGCAGACCAGGCAUUGUAUCAAAAUUUUUCUCUUGUCGUGUCGGAACGAUGGCAACUGGAAAUAGCGGAAACGGUUUUCGAAGUGGUCAAUCAAGAGGCGGAUAAAUUGGAUGCUAAACGUGCUCGAGCCCGUCAACGUUCCAAUCAGAUUGCCGAGGAACUGGGACCGGCCAGUGGCAGUACAGUUGCUGGCGGUUCAGUACUGAGUGCUGGGUCAUCCGCACCAUUCGGGUUGGGUAGUAGCACCACUUCUGUUGGUUCCUCCUCUGGGCCCUCUGGUGAUGUAGCAUCACAAGAUGGAAUCGCUUCCGAUUGUAUUGUGGAGGGUGAAGUCCUCAAAUUGGGUGGUCCGUUUAUGCAAACCUGGCAACGGAAGCAUCUACGGCUCUUUCCAAAUCGGUUAGAGUUGUACAAUAAAUCCCGGGAUGGUUUAAUUUUAAAGAAAGGUGUCGAGGUAAGCAUUGUUUUCCUUAUUUCCAUGAUGGACAUCAAAGAAAUUUCACCAGAAUUUUGUCGUGUGUGUAAAAUGGAUCAUUGUAUUUCCAUCAAACUGAAAACUGACGGACGAAUAUACCUGACCUCCAAUGAUAAGGUGCUCAUCACACAGUGGCGUGAAGAGAUUCUUGAAGGUUAUCGUUUGUCAUGCGAAAUCAUGGCUCAUAUGAAUAAAAAAGCGCACAAGAUGUAUGGUGUUCCUGAUGUAGUCGGUGAUCCUGUCCAUUCAACACCAUCCCAUGCAAACGCUAGUUCUCAACGUCCCCAUGGUACGCAAGCUUUGGGCGUUGUUCAGCCCACAAGGACAAAUCAAAAGUCCCAUUCACCUCCACAGGCUUCCACUCCACAGCGCCCCCGCCUGAGUCAUCAGGUCUCCAUGCCCAACUAUUCCUGUACGACAUCCGCUCCUCAACAGACUGAUGCGCAAUCUCCCACACCCAAACCCAAUGACUCGUCAAUGCACCCGCCAACCAGUCCCACUCCUGGCUCCGUCAAUAACACGUCCGACAACCUGAUCGUGCGUGACGGCAGCACCAAAAAAGAUAGACCAGAUUCAGCAGGUGCUGUGAAUCCGUCCGAACUGGCAACACUCGGUCCUUCUGGCGGUAAAAUUCUGAAUCCGAGUUGA
This is a messenger RNA of Echinostoma caproni, 1131 nucleotides long. NCBI's taxonomy places the organism in Eukaryota, Metazoa, Platyhelminthes, Trematoda, Plagiorchiida, Echinostomatidae. The record is from the annotation of a GenBank genome assembly.